This is a messenger RNA of Neurospora hispaniola, 1008 nucleotides long. RefSeq lists its product as uncharacterized. The record is from RefSeq and is a predicted model, not a curated record. The transcript has a single exon. The coding region runs from base 1 to 1008 and encodes 335 amino acids. NCBI's taxonomy places the organism in Eukaryota, Fungi, Ascomycota, Sordariomycetes, Sordariales, Sordariaceae.
AUGCAAAAGACAACCAAUCACAUGGCAAUCAUCAAGAACGGAAACAAGCCCAAUUCCAUUCCACACGAAAGAGACACCAUGACGCAAGAACACUCUGCCACAACCAUGGCUGACGAAGCCAAGCAGACGGAACACCCAUCGCAGCCUGUUCCCAACAGUCCUGUCAAGCCCGACUCUAUUCAAAUUCGCAGCAAACCCGAUGAAUCCAGCGACAAGACAUCCUCAUCGGAAGCCUCUACCGACCGCCGCCUUCCUUUCGGAUGGGACCCCGCGUGUAUUUCUCCUCACCCCAAGCGAGGACCGAGGCGUACUUAUCAUUCGGGGGCACUCGCGUAUUACAAUCCCAACCCCGCGUGGUGCAAAGACGGCCGUAUACCUUCAAGAUUCGGCCGUGUAUCCCCUCCACCCGAAGCUCUACAUCAACAUGAACUCGACCCUCAUAACCAUUGGACUAUGACGCAACUCGACCCUAACAAGUACCUUGAGAUGGGGAUGACACAUGUACAUUUCCAGCCAGCGGAGACUAGCAUGCCUGAGCCUAGACCGACUAACAUCGCGCCUGCGAAUCGUCCUUGCGUACAUGUAUACGACGUAUCUGAUCUGCACAUGGGUUAUGGUUUUUUCGAACACAGCGUACGUGCCUUCAAGGCGGGGGACGAAGUGCCAUGGGUGCAUGGGUUUCCUAUGCCUAGAAUCAUGUUCACGCCCCCGAGUGGUAAAGAUGGAGGACCUUCGAAGAAAGCGGAGGGAAAAACGGAGGAUUCUUCGCUGAAGGGGAAGUCUGUUCGAUUCGCCGGAGAAACAGAAAAAAACCUCAAGGCAUCAGCAAAGGAGGGAGAGAAUAUUGCGGAAAAGGAAAAGAAGAAACCCGCCAUUGUUGCUUCUGCUAAGGAGGGGGGAAAGAAUUCCUUGACCUCUAUCCUCAACCCAGUCGACGACUUCUCGAGGGAAAAGAGGGGGGAAGAUGAGGAGAAUAAGGAAAGGGAGGAUGUGAAGGAAGGAAGGUAA